Messenger RNA from Diplodia corticola, 489 nucleotides. RefSeq names its product cfem domain-containing protein. The record is from RefSeq and is a predicted model, not a curated record. Bases 1 to 489 code for a protein of 162 amino acids. Lineage: Eukaryota; Fungi; Ascomycota; Dothideomycetes; Botryosphaeriales; Botryosphaeriaceae. The transcript is spliced from 2 exons.
AUGAAGUUCUCCACCGCUGUCGUUCUCGCCGCCUCGGCCUCCAUGGCCGCCGCCUACACCCAGGCCGACAUCCCCAAGUGCGCCAUCCCCUGCAUCCAGGCCGGUGCGCCCAAGGUCGGCUGCGAGGUCAAGGACGCCGCCUGCCAGUGCAAGAAGCAGGACGACCUUGCCGCCGAAGUCAUCGGUUGCAUCUCCGAGAAGUGCACGGCCGAGGAAGCCAUGGAAUCCUCCAAGGUCUCGGCCAGCAUCUGCGAGGACCUGAACAGCGGCAAGACGUCCAACACCGGUGUCGUCGCCUCGUCCUCGGGCAGCAGCAACUCGUCGUCCAACGCCGUCUCCACCCCGAGCUCCGACUCCGGCUCCGCCUCCACCCCCAGCUCCACCCCCAGCGCCACCCCGUCCUCGACCAACGCCGCCGGCGUCCUGCAGGCGGGUGGUUUCGCCGCCGGCCUGUCUGCCGCCAUGGGCGCCGUCAUGCUCGCCCUCUAA